AUGGGGGGCGGCCGGCGCCUGUCGUUUCGCAACGGCGGCGCCCGCUAUUCCCGCCUGCCCAACCACUUGGCCGCCAACGGCCACUGCGCGACAAAUGGCGGCGGCGCCGCGGCCUGCGACAAGCCCGCCGGCGCGCUGCGCGCGUGGGCCGCGCGCGUGCCGCCGGGGCGCUGGCUGUGCGGCGCGGCGGUGGCGCUGCCGUGGCUCGUGCUGCUGCUUGUUGGGUGCAUGUUCCUCGGGCGGGCCCAGCGGCAGCUUCCGGUGCCAAGGGCCGAUUUACCCGGCGCCAAGCAGUGCGUCGGGUGGCGAGAGACGUACUUCUGCCACCCCUUUGCGUGA
Messenger RNA from Monoraphidium neglectum, 339 nucleotides. RefSeq lists its product as hypothetical. Lineage: Eukaryota; Viridiplantae; Chlorophyta; Chlorophyceae; Sphaeropleales; Selenastraceae. The record is from RefSeq and is a predicted model, not a curated record. The coding region runs from base 1 to 339 and encodes 112 amino acids. The transcript has a single exon.